AAAUUGCUGCUGAUGCUGGAGCUGAUGUGUUGCUGACUCUCCUCCUCUGUCUCCUCUCACAGGGAGAAGAUGAUCUGCAGGAUCCUGCUGCUCAUCAUCCUCAACUCAUGUCUCUGUGCAGCAACAUUUGUAGUGAAUGUGACACAGAGCUCCUAUCAGGCAGAGGAGAACCACAGCAUCACUCUGGAGUGGACCUUCACCACCACACCUGAUCGACCCUGGAGAGAUCUGUUCAUCUACUGCAGCUUGUUAACUCCUAGGAAAGAAUCAGUCCUUUAUCAGGUCCAUGAUGGAGUUGAGGUGUCAGAGUCUCAGGAUGAACAGUUUUCAGGACGAGUCCAGAGUGACAAAGACGUCCUCAGAGAAGGACGAAUCAGACUCCAUGUGUCCAGACUGAGGACUGAAGACUCUGGACAGUAUUACUGUGAUGUUCAGACUGAGGAUGGUUCUGGUUCUGCAGGGACCAGGAUCACAGUCUCUGGCCCAAUGUCAGCCAAGAUGAUGACAGAAUCGGUUCUUCAGUGGAACCUCAUCACUCCAGCCCCACAGGAGGAGACCAUCAGUACCGGAACCCGGUCCAGGCUGCCUCUGUGUUUUGCUGUUAUUUCUUUCUUCAUUUCUCUGAGUUUAAUUUUCAUCUUCAAACUUAAAACGAACAAGAAAUUUGAAGAGAAACUGCUGAGACAAGCCUCCGCCUUGGAGUCUGGAUGCCUUGCUCAAGGGCAGGUCAGGGUUCAUGUAGAUGGGAGCUCCAUGAGGUCUUCUCUCCUGCAGCUUUCUGAGGGCUCGGAUUCAAACCAGCAACUGCAGCAUCAAGGAAAGCCUGGAGAAGAGCUGAGCCUUCAGUCGGAGGACCAUGGAUGAUGGGUCCAGAAAGAC
This is a messenger RNA of Fundulus heteroclitus (mummichog), 879 nucleotides long. RefSeq lists its product as uncharacterized. The transcript has 5 exons. Gene Ontology annotation, cellular component: external side of plasma membrane. The record is from RefSeq and is a predicted model, not a curated record. Gene Ontology annotation, biological process: cell surface receptor signaling pathway; negative regulation of T cell proliferation; immune response. Lineage: Eukaryota; Metazoa; Chordata; Actinopteri; Cyprinodontiformes; Fundulidae. Bases 70 to 864 code for a protein of 264 amino acids.